Molecule: messenger RNA, 4769 nt
Organism: Cygnus atratus (black swan)
Lineage: Eukaryota; Metazoa; Chordata; Aves; Anseriformes; Anatidae
Gene: KCTD10
Product: potassium channel tetramerization domain containing 10
Exons: 7
Coding region: 117-1058 (313 amino acids)
Biological process (GO): protein ubiquitination; proteasome-mediated ubiquitin-dependent protein catabolic process; negative regulation of Rho protein signal transduction
Cellular component (GO): Cul3-RING ubiquitin ligase complex
Molecular function (GO): ubiquitin-protein transferase activity; protein binding
Source: RefSeq, a predicted model, not a curated record
GGGGUUUGGGGGGAGCACCGGAAGGGUUUCGGGGGAGCACCGCGCCGGAACCGGAGCAGGGCCGGAAGUUCCCUCGCCCCGGCGCUCCUGGGCCGCGGGGCAGCGCCGCGCCCUUCAUGGAAGAGAUGUCGGGAGAAAGCGUGGUGAGCUCGGCGGUGCCGGCGGCUGCCACCCGCACCACCUCCUUCAAGGGCGCCAGCCCCAGCUCCAAGUACGUCAAGCUGAACAUCGGCGGCGCCCUCUACUACACCACCAUGCAGACGCUGACCAAGCAGGACACGAUGCUCAAAGCCAUGUUCAGCGGCCGAAUGGAAGUGCUGACCGACAGCGAAGGCUGGAUCCUGAUCGACCGCUGUGGGAAGCAUUUUGGGACGAUCCUGAACUACCUGCGCGACGGGGCCGUGCCGCUCCCUGAGAGCCGCCGAGAGAUAGAGGAGCUGCUGGCCGAGGCGAAGUACUACCUGGUGCAGGGGCUGGUGGACGAGUGCCAAGCAGCCUUGCAGAACAAAGAUGCGUAUGAACCGUUCUGCAAGGUGCCGGUCAUCACGUCGUCCAAGGAAGAGCAAAAGCUGAUAGCCACUUCCAAUAAGCCGGCGGUGAAGUUGCUGUAUAACAGGAGCAACAACAAAUAUUCCUACACCAGCAACUCUGACGACAACAUGCUGAAGAACAUCGAGCUGUUCGAUAAGCUCUCCUUGAGGUUUAACGGGAGGGUGCUGUUUAUAAAAGACGUGAUUGGAGACGAGAUCUGCUGCUGGUCUUUCUACGGCCAGGGACGGAAGAUUGCUGAAGUCUGUUGCACUUCCAUUGUUUAUGCCACUGAGAAAAAGCAGACAAAGGUGGAGUUCCCAGAAGCCCGCAUUUACGAGGAGACGCUGAACAUUCUGCUGUACGAGUCCCAGGACGGGAGAGGACCUGACAACGCGCUCCUGGAAGCCACAGGAGGGGCAGCUGGGCGCUCCCACCACUUAGAAGAAGAUGAGGAGCGGGAGCGCAUCGAGCGCGUGCGAAGAAUUCACAUUAAGCGUCCAGAUGACAGAGCCCACCUGCACCAGUGAGCUGCCCGACGGCCGCAGGCUGCGCGGGGCUGUCUGGGAGGCGCUGCCCUUCCCCUGAUUGAUCGUCCGCAGCAGAGGACCGGGCAGCUCCUCUUCUCUUCAACAAAGUCUGUAAAUUCCGUUUUGUAACAAACUAGGUUAUUUGGGGUAUUUAAACACAGUAGUUCUAGGACAGGAAUAAGCAAGGUCACCGGGCGUACGGUAGAUAUGUAAGGCCCCGUUGAGCAUCUGGAGAAAUGCCCUGGAUUUUUAGCACUCUUGUCUUUGCCCUUUUGUGGUUAGUGAGGAAGAAGGCUGGCUCCCUUUGGCUUUUGUAACUAUCCUGCACUUUAAAACAAACCGACAAACAAACCCAACAGCAACAAAAGGUCAGUCAGCCACCUGUCUUCCUUCCAGGCACUCCCUGGCCCUGUCUCCUCCUGGGCAUGGGAGAAACGCGGCGAUCCGAGCACCGGAGCUGCUGCAGAGCUCCCUCUCCUCCAGGCCUGCAGGCAAUAGUGCUGGUAGCUCGGGAGUGCCUCAGCACUGCUGCUGGUCAGGCAAGCGCCGUGUGCUGAGCGCCGGGUGCUGAGCACCGUCUGCUGGCUUGGCCUCGGCAGUGCCUAGGGCAGAGGGAGCCCCGUGCGGUGCCGCGUCGGGGGAGCUGCUUGUGCUGGGCUGGCCGGGCAGCUGCCUGCAGCUCCCCGCCGCGCUCGGGGCCCUCUCCUCCAACGGUUUGGUGGAGCUUCUCCAGCACGGAAUUGUGGAGGCCUUUGUCUCAAAAAAACCCCUUUGCUUUGUCGGUGCAGUGCUGGGGGGGAGAUGUUAAAAUUCCUCCAGACGGAGGGUCAGGAGCUAGUUGCACCGGACGGCUUUUCCUUGGGGGUGUUGCUACCAGUUGGAGCUUAGAACUUCUGCCUGACCCCACACCUGCACUGGGGAGCCUACUUCCAUCAAAUUACGGAUCAGUAAGCCGUGCUUGCUGUCCUGCCUUCACCACGGGUUAGAUUUCAUCGCGGGUUCAACCACUCCAUGCCUGCCUCACGUAGGCUGGAGGCCAGCAGCCGUAGUUGGGUUCUGUGACUGACAGAGGAGCGUUGUCUCGCACUGAGUGAGGGCAGCGAGUACCACGGGGAGGAAAAGACGGUGGCCCAGAGGUGGCUGAUCCUCGUUUGCCUUUCCCUGAGCAUAUUUCCAAGUCUCUUUGCAGAAAUGGCAGCUGUGUGUGAAAGGGCGGAGCUGAAAUGUGUAGAGAAAGCUGUAUCGUCUCGCUUCCUGAGAGUAGUCCUCUAUUAUAAAUGAGUGUUUUAUCUACCUCCUAGUCUCGUGUUGCCUCGUGUGGAGUCAAGUAGCAAUUAUAGUGGUAGAAGAUCGUGUGUAACUCAAUAGGAUUGGAUGCUAAAGGAUAGUGAGAAGAGCUACGGCUGUAAUGGUCAAUGCAGCAAAUCUUGGCAGGGAGAGAAACCAGCGGCAGCGAGUCUUAAACUUCCAGGCAGGAUGGCAGCCUGGCAGCCCCCACAGUACUUCGGUUUAUUCCAUUAUUUUUCACUCUUCACCUGGAAUAUCUAACGCUGGCCUCGACAGCCAGGUGUCUCACAGAGCAGCAGCUCUUUACGCAGUGAGGUGGGUAUUUGCUUCUGUAAACUUCGUGCUCCAAGGAGUCCUGCUCCUGGCUCAGGGCUGAUGAUGGCGUCCUGACACGCCCAAAACCAAAGGUGUGGUCAGCGUCACCGGCUAUGUUACGCCGCUGCUUUUAUUUCAAAUUGCAGAGAAGCUGUCUGGGAUCUAACUGCUAAGGCUAAAGCCUUUUGUUUGCUCGGUGGUACGCUUCUGGGGCAUCAUGUAAGCCUAAAAACUUUCACGGUUAGGCCGAAGCUGUCUUUCUAGUAACCAAAGACUUUUCUAAAUCACAGACACCGUCUGUGGCAGAUGUGAGUGUUGGUCCUGUCUCCUCUUAUCUUUCUUCAGCUACUGAUAAGUAAGAACUCAGCAGUGCCCGGCCCUAUCGGUGUAGUUCAGCAGCUUCAGCUAUGUCCUUCCUACCCUGGGCUCCUGUUUUAAGCCGUACCUGCGUGCGUUGGCAGCGGUGCCACACUGGGUUCGUACAAGUCCAUAGUGCAGAUCGUUGGGAGGCCCCAGUGCCUCUCCCUGACCUUCCUCAUGCGAUAAGCUGGGGAGCAUGGAGGUAGAGUCCCCGGGGUUGCUCUCUGGCACCGUGUACUUUGACACUUACUGGUGAAUUCCGGGGCUGUUGGUGGGGGUCUGAGUGUCCGUAACAGGCCUACUGCCCUCGAGGGGGGCUACGCUCUGCCCCGUUUUAAGCCAUUUUCUGACUCCUGUGUCUCAGCGGCUGUGCUGUGCUCUUGCAGGCCAUGGGGGGGGUGAAGGCACCAGCUGCGUCCCGUACAAUACAGCGCAAGUCCUGCAGCAACCCCUGCUCGCUUUGUUAGCGAUACAGAACUGACUCGGUCCUGGCUGUGUGGGGGACAGGCCACCUCACCCUCCUGCACGGCUGGGUGUGCGGUUGUGGGGCCAGCAGGUGGCUCAGCACAGGGGCAGAGGAGCUUUGGCCAGUGGGGGCUGGUCAAACACCAUCCGGUCCCUUCCUGGGGUGCAAGAGCAGCUUUGGCUCCAGAUGACGUGUCGACACCAGUGCUGAGCACCUGACAGGUCACAGCUCUGUGAUUAACGUCUCUGUAAAUAGAUCCGUAACUGGCUUCGGGAUUUCCUCGUUCAGGUCUUGCAAACUACGUUCUUAAAAGAUAGGGGUGAUUUUUUUUUUUAACUUAAUCUUUUACAGCUGUUUAUUGUAGGCAUUGCUUUAGUCACUCCAGGAGAGUUUGAGUAGGUUUCAGUUUUGGUAUUGGAUUAAGGGCAGGCUCUGCCUUAACACACUCCAAUCUGAGCUAAUUGCCCCAGCUGUGUAAUAACGAUGUUAAUAACGCUGUAUUGCUGUCACGUUACAACAGCCUUUACAUACUGGCCGCUUGUCCUUGCUUUGUUGAGACUUAGUGAACAAAACCAGCUCCCACAGCCACUUACUGCCAUUGCACAAAUGCUCCUAGCUCUUGAGCCUUUGACUUUAAAUGGUUUUGCCACUGCAGCUCUCGGGGGAAGUUAGGGUGCAGGGCAGCCACCCUGCUCACAAGCAGCGCCUAAGCUUCUGGAGUACUGCAUGGCACAAACAGUGCAGCCCUGGCUCCUGGGAUUCGUGCACGGUACCCUCCAGCACCCAGUAAUACUGACACUAGAGUAGCGCAGGCUGAAGCCUUGCCCUUGGAAGUGAUUUUUGUCCAUUAGAACGAUGCAGAAAAGCUUCAAAUCAGCAGCUGGUGACACCGUUAGGGGUGUACAGAACAGGCAAGAGUAAUCACCAGCCCCAGGCUAGCUGAGAACGCUUUUGCUCCCACCUCUCGGAAUAGCUGGAGCUCCACAAAGCAGCCGCUCCUGUAUUUGUACAGCCAGGUUCUGGAGCCCACCCUGCUGCAGGACAUCACCUGGUCAAAGCCCUUGGGGAAGUCUCCAAGCUCCAGUCUUACCUUUGUGCAAGGGGCGAGUGGAACCUUUUAGUCUUAACGGCAGUGUUGUGUUUCGUGUUCUGUACAAUCAUUCCCUCCCAUUUUGUACUUCUACACAAAAAAGCUUAAGAUGGAUUUCAGUGUAUGGUUGAUGUUUGCAAUAUGUACUUUUUUUUUAAUAUAACAAAAUAAAUUAGAAAAUAUUUCAUAUUUA